Apiotrichum porosum is the source of this 906-nucleotide messenger RNA. It is a transcript of the gene MEU1, whose product is annotated as S-methyl-5-thioadenosine phosphorylase. The transcript has 7 exons. The record is from RefSeq and is a predicted model, not a curated record. Bases 1 to 906 code for a protein of 301 amino acids. Gene Ontology annotation, molecular function: S-methyl-5-thioadenosine phosphorylase activity. Lineage: Eukaryota; Fungi; Basidiomycota; Tremellomycetes; Trichosporonales; Trichosporonaceae. Gene Ontology annotation, biological process: nucleoside metabolic process. Gene Ontology annotation, cellular component: cytosol.
AUGUCCAGCGACAAGGUCCUCGUCGGUGUCAUCGGUGGCUCUGGCCUCUACCACCUCGACAACCUCACCUUCAUCAAGAAGGUCGAGGUUGAGACUCCCUGGGGCAAGCCCUCGUCGCCCAUCACCAUCUCGGCGCUCCCCAACGGCUCGCAGAUUGCCUUCAUCUCGCGCCACGGUCCCCACCACACCAUCACCCCUACCGAGGUUCCCGCCCGCGCCAACAUUGCCGCUCUCAAGCACCUCGGCGUCCAGGCCAUUGUCGCGUUCUCGGCCGUCGGCUCGCUCCGCGAGGAGGUUGCUCCUGGCCACUUUAUCAUCCCGGACCAGAUCAUCGACCGCACCAAGGGUAUCCGCGAGGACACCUUCUUCCGCGGUGACGGCGUUGUCGUCCACUCGAUGUUCGGCGACCCGUUCUCGGGCCAGCUCAACGCCUUUGUCGCCCCCCGCGUCGAGAAGAUCCUCGCCUCGACCGACGUCAAGCUCCACACUGGCAAGACCGUCGUCUGCAUGGAGGGCCCCGCCUUCUCCACCCGCGCCGAGUCGAUCAUGUACCGCCAGUGGGGCGGCGACAUUAUCAACAUGUCGGUCAUUCCCGAGGCCAAGCUCGCCCGCGAGUGCGAGAUUGACUACACCCUCAUCUGUACCUCGACCGACUACGACGCCUGGCGCGUCGGAGAGGCCCCCGUCACCGUCGAGGAGGUCGUCAAGGUUCUCCACACCAACGCCGGCAACUCGCGUGCCGUCGCCGCCGGUAUCCUCGAGGAGGUCGCUGCCCACGUCGAGGCUGGCGAGCUCACCGAGAUCCGCGGCAGCAUGAAGUUUGCCUGCAUCACCCGCGCGGACGUCCAGCCCAAGGCUGCCCGCGAGAAGUACUCGUUCAUCCUCCCCGAGUACUUCUCUUCGUAA